Messenger RNA from Ilex paraguariensis (yerba mate), 291 nucleotides. NCBI's taxonomy places the organism in Eukaryota, Viridiplantae, Streptophyta, Magnoliopsida, Aquifoliales, Aquifoliaceae. The record is from the annotation of a GenBank genome assembly.
AUGUCUGAAGAUUGUCUGAAGCUGUUGAACUUGAAGAUGAUAUGGCUGAAAACAAAGAAAAAAUCACAAGACAGAAAUGUCUGGUUCCCGUCAGUUAUUUUCAUCAGCUGUAGCAUCGUUAGAGGAGAUAAUAUCACAAAGCAUCGAAUCCUCGAAAAAUAUUUUCUUUCUGGCAUUGCUAGGCCAGAUUGUGUCAAAGUCCUUGUCAUUAUAUAUAUCAAAAGAUUGAUCAAUGAUGUUGAAUUUGAAGAUGAUCAGGCUGAAAACAACAAAAAGUUCAGUUGGGUGUGA